Nannospalax galili (Upper Galilee mountains blind mole rat) is the source of this 1895-nucleotide messenger RNA. It is a transcript of the gene Bmp4, whose product is annotated as bone morphogenetic protein 4. Gene Ontology annotation, molecular function: growth factor activity; BMP receptor binding; cytokine activity. The record is from RefSeq and is a predicted model, not a curated record. Gene Ontology annotation, cellular component: extracellular region. Gene Ontology annotation, biological process: BMP signaling pathway; negative regulation of transcription by RNA polymerase II; SMAD protein signal transduction. The coding region runs from base 419 to 1648 and encodes 409 amino acids. The transcript has 4 exons. NCBI's taxonomy places the organism in Eukaryota, Metazoa, Chordata, Mammalia, Rodentia, Spalacidae.
AGAAGGAAGGAGUAGAUGCGAGAGGACAGUGGAAGAGGGUGGGAAGGAAGGAGCGCGAGGCCUGGCCCGGAAGCUAGGUGAGUUCGGCAUCCGAGCUGAGGGACCCUAGCCUGAGACGCCGCGGCUGCCCCGCCGGAUUAUCCGGCCUCUGUCCCUGAUGGGAUUCCUGUCCGAGCCGUCUCGAGCCUGCAGCGACCCAGGCUGUGGCCCUCGCCCAGGUUCACUGCAGCGGUCCAGAGGUCCCCACGAGCUGCUGCUGGCGAGCCCGCUACCGCAGGGACCUAUGGAGCCAUUCUGUAGUGCCAUUCCGAGCAACACACUGCCGCAGCUUCUCUGAACCUUUCCAGCAAGUUUGUUCAAGAUUGGCUGUCAAGAAUCAUGGACUGUUAUUAUAUGCCUUGUUUUCUGUCAAGACACCAUGAUUCCUGGUAACCGAAUGCUGAUGGUCGUUUUAUUAUGCCAAGUCCUGCUAGGAGGCUCGAGCCAUGCUAGUUUGAUACCUGAGACCGGGAAGAAAAAAGUCGCCGAGAUUCAGGGCCACGCGGGAGGACGCCGCUCAGGGCAGAGCCAUGAGCUCCUGCGGGACUUCGAGGCGACACUUCUGCAGAUGUUCGGGCUGCGCCGCCGUCCGCAGCCGAGCAAGAGCGCAGUCAUCCCGGAUUACAUGCGGGAUCUUUACCGGCUCCAGUCUGGGGAGGAGGAGGAGGAAGAGCAGAUCCAGGGAACUGGUCUGGAGUACCCGGAGCGUCCAGCCAGCCGGGCCAACACCGUAAGGAGUUUCCAUCACGAAGAACAUCUGGAGCACAUCCCAGGGACCAGUGAAAACUCUGCAUUUCGUUUCCUCUUCAACCUCAGCAGCAUCCCAGAGAAUGAGGUGAUCUCCUCUGCAGAGCUCCGGCUAUUUCGGGAGCAGGUGGACCAGGGCCCUGACUGGGAACAGGGCUUCCACCGUAUAAACAUUUAUGAGGUUAUGAAACCACCAGCAGAAAUGGUGCCUGGGCACCUUAUCACACGACUACUGGACACCAGACUAGUCCACCACAAUGUGACACGGUGGGAAACUUUCGACGUGAGCCCUGCAGUCCUUCGCUGGACCCGGGAAAAGCAGCCCAAUUAUGGGCUGGCCAUUGAGGUGACUCACCUCCACCAGACACGGACCCACCAGGGCCAGCAUGUCAGGAUUAGCCGAUCGUUACCUCAAGGGAGUGGAGAUUGGGCCCAGCUUCGGCCUCUCCUAGUCACUUUUGGCCAUGAUGGCCGGGGCAAUGCCUUGACCCGACGCCGGAGGGCCAAACGUAGCCCCAAGCAUCACCCACAGCGGUCCAGGAAGAAGAAUAAGAACUGCCGUCGCCAUUCUCUCUAUGUGGACUUCAGUGAUGUGGGCUGGAAUGACUGGAUUGUGGCCCCACCAGGCUACCAGGCCUUCUACUGCCAUGGGGACUGUCCCUUUCCACUGGCGGACCACCUCAACUCAACCAACCAUGCCAUUGUGCAAACCCUGGUCAACUCUGUCAAUUCCAGUAUCCCCAAGGCCUGUUGUGUCCCCACUGAACUGAGCGCCAUCUCCAUGUUGUACCUAGAUGAGUAUGACAAGGUGGUACUGAAAAAUUAUCAGGAGAUGGUGGUUGAGGGAUGUGGGUGCCGCUGAGAUCAGGCAGCCCUUGAGGGAAGACAGAUACACACACACACACACACACACACACACACACACACACACACACACACAUGCACACAUACACCCACAUAUACAUAAACACACAAACAUGUACACACACGUGCACACACACAUUCCUACUCACAUACAACACAGACUGCUUCCUUAUAGCUGGACUUUUAUCUUUUAAAAAAAAAAAGGAAAAAAACCUAAACAUUCACCUUGACCUUAUUUAUGACUU